Molecule: messenger RNA, 25619 nt
Organism: Coregonus sp. 'balchen'
Lineage: Eukaryota; Metazoa; Chordata; Actinopteri; Salmoniformes; Salmonidae
Source: the annotation of a GenBank genome assembly
AUGUUGAAAGGUCACAAGGUCCCUGAAAACAUGAAGCAUAACACGUACAAUAUACAGUAACAGCAACAUUCAUUAUAUAUUAGAUCCCCUGAAGGAGCCAAAAUUGAGCCAGAUUCUCCACCGUAAUCCCAUCAACAAAGCACGUUUGAGAUAGGUUUUGACAUUUUAAUGCUUUUAGUUAAGACCAGUAGGCUUCCUUCAUCAGAUAAGGUCCUUUCAGCACAGCACACACACACACACACACACACACACACACUCACACACACACACACACGCACACGCGCACACAAACACACACAGAGACCCAAGUGAACAAAGAGUAAGUUUACAACUUAAUAUUUUCCUCCCCAGCUCUGCGGUUUCUCUCCUCCUUUCUUUCCUCCUUCUCUCCUCCUCCUUUCUUCAAACACUUGUUGUAUGUGUUCCCUCUCUCCUUUUGGCAUUUCAAUAAGCAGUUUGGCCCUCUCGGUCAGUAAAGUAACGUCAGUAAAAAACUGUCCAUUUCUUCAAAGGGCACCCUUUUCUGUCUGUCUGUCUGUCUGUCUGUCUGUGUGUGUUUGAAAGAAAGAGAGCGAGAGAGAGAAUAGGCAGGUGUGUGUAGUUAACCUAAGAGUGAGUGAUGGUGAAGGGAGGGAGGGGGGAGAGAGUGACUCAGGCACCCCUUCUGUUUUUCUCAGUCUGGACCACUCUAUGGGUCACCAUGCCUUUCUUUCUGUCACUCUCAGACAAGACAGACGACACCCAUUUUCACCCACGUCUGCCCAGGACCUCUACCUCUCCUCUCUUCUCUUCUCCUCGCUUCUCCUCUCAUCUCUUCUCAUCUCUUCUCCUCUCAUCUCUUCUCAUCUCUUCUCCUCUCUUCUCCUCUCAUCUCUUCAUCAUCUCUUCUCCUCUCUUCUCCUCUCAUCUCUUCUCAUCUCUUCUCCUCUCUUCUCCUCUCUUCUCCUCUCUUCUCCUCUCUUCUCCUUUCUUCUCUUCUCCUCACUUCUCUUCUCUGGCCAAUGUCACUUCUUAUGUAUAUCCCUCCCUCCCUCCCUCCUCUCCUUUGUUCUCCUCUCUUCUUUCUCUCCCUCUCUGACCUUUCACUCCUCUCUCCAGCUACUUUCAGCCUGGUCUCAUCAGCACCACUCCACUCCAAUGCUCUCCUUAAAUAUGGCCAAAACGCUGACAUUUAGGGACAAUUGGGCAACAGCGGUUAACAGGCGUGUAGUGCUGAGCAAUUAAUCGAAAUGUCACUUAUUUUUUCGUUUUUUAAACAAUAAUUGACAAAGUGGGUUCAUUUAUUUGAAUUCCAUUUUUCUUUUCUUUGAGCUCAAUGCGCAUGUUGCGCUGCAGUUUCUCUAUAGAUAAAUCAGCUCAUGCCCGAACUGUGCGAUGUAGUAAGAAGUUGUAGUUUCCAACAGGCCAAUGUUCUACAUAGUUUAGCACAGAAAAUGUGAUAAUUAACUACAAUGGCCAUAAUCCAUUGCGCGGUUACUUGUCCGGUCUGUGUUUCUUUUACGUCUGCUACAUAAGUGAAAGAAGAAUGCGCGAUCAAGAGGGGAUACAUAGAGAGCAGUUUUUUCUGAGGUAUCUCUACCUGAAAAUACAUGAUCUAAGUGAUUGAUAGUUGAUAUUCAGCAGUCAUAAAAGUAUUUACUUUGAAGAACUACUACAACGAUUUGUAGUAAUGAUCUUGUCAGACAGCAUAGGCAUCAGCUCUAUAGAGAUGACAUGAUGACUUGGAAUGAAACAAUAAAGUCAUCAAAUAAAACAAAUGUAAUAUACACAACAACUGAAAUAUUUUAUUAAAAGUAAUGUGAAUAACUGAUAGUUAAUAAGUGUUAAGCAGUCAUGGGCAGUAACUUCCAGCAUGGUACUUUUAUUAAUUGUUUUAUUCUGUGUUAUUACAGCAUUCAACCCACAUAAUGCAUAGUGCAUUUAAUAUAAUUUGUUUUCGUCAAAACCUAAAUCGAAAAUCGUGAUUAUUUAGUAAUAAUUGAACCGAAACCGAACCGACCUAAAAAAACACUAAUCGCUCAGCACUACAGGCGUGAAACAAUGUCUACCCAUUUUUCACUUUACACUGUUUGCUUUCUCUUCUCUCAUUCACUGGGCUCUCUUCUCUCUCUUUCUCUUCUCUCAUUCACUGGGCUCUCUUCUCUCUCUUUCUCUUCUCUCAUUCACUGGGCUCUCUUCUCUCUCUUUCUCUUCUCUCAUUCACUGGGCUCUCUUCUCUCUCUUUCUCUUCUCUCAUUCACUGGGCUCUCUUCUCUCUCUUUCUCUUCUCUCCUUUUGCCUUCAUGCUUUCCAUCACUAGUAUUUGCUUUUGUUUGUUUGUUUAUUUGUCUUGGUCUCUCCCUCUUUCUCUUUCUUUCUCUCUCCAUCCUUCUCUCUCUCUCUUUCUCCCUCUCUCAGGGUCUGAAAGUGAUAGACCUUCAGAUGCCAGACUUCCUGCGUAUCUUGGAGAACGCGGUGCAGUUUGGUUCUCCUGUUCUGCUGCAAAACGUCCAGGAGGAACUAGAUCCCUCACUGGCCCCCAUCCUCAACAAGUCUCUCACACACGUCGGUGGAAGGCUCCUGUUGAAGUUAGGUGAAAAAGAGGUGGAGUACAGCCCAGCGUUUAGAUUCUACAUCACCACCAAGCUGUCCAACCCUCACUACACCCCCGAGAUCUCCACCAAGACCACCAUCGUCAAUUUUGCUGUCAAGGAACAGGUCGGUACAUGUGUUUGUGUGUGUAAUCUUUGCGUUCGUAGGCGUAAUCUGUGUAUGUAGAUGAGUGUGUUUCGACAUGUCCACACCGCGUGUGUGUGUGUGUAUAUUUCUAACCUUGUGCAUGUAUGGUGUGUGCAUAUGCCAGGGCCUGGAGGCCCAGCUCCUAGGGAUCGUGGUGAGGAAGGAGCGUCCAGAGUUAGAGGAGCAGAAAGACUCUCUAGUCAUCAACAUCGCCUCUGGCAAGAGGAAGCUACAGGAGCUGGAGGACGAGAUCCUCAGGUACAUUUACAUUUUAGUCAUUUAGCAGAAGCUCUUAUACAGAGCGACUUACAGGAGCAAUUAGGGUUAAGUGCCUUGCUCAAGGGCACAUCGGCAGAUUUUUCACCUAGUCGGCUUGUGGAUUCGUACCAGCGACAUUUCAGUUACUGGCCCAACGCUCUUAACCGCUAGGCCAACUGCACACCAUACACUACUCCUACACUAUAAUACUCACUACUAUCAUACUAACACUAAAUACUACAUACUACACUACUAACACACUACUACCACUACUCACAUAUACAUACUACUAUACAUACUACUGGCUGAUUUCAAUUUGUCUGUCAUAGUUGACGUGUACCUAUGAUGAAAAUUACAGGCCUCUCUCAUCUUUUUAAGUGGGAGAACUUGCACAAUUGGUGGCUGACUAAAUACUUUUUUUCCCCACUGUACAUACUACUAUACAUACUACACUACUAUAUACUAUACUACUACAUACUACACUACUAUACAUACUACACUACUAUACCACUACAUACUACACUACUACAUACUACACUACUAUACAUACUACACUACUACAUACUACACUACUAUACAUACUACUCUACUAUACAUACUACAUACUACACUACUACAUACUACUCUACUACAUACUACACUACUACAUACUACACUACUACACUACUACACUACUGCAUACUACACUACUACAUACUACACUACUAUACAUACUACUAUACAUACUACACUACUAUACAUACUACACACUCAGCUACACUACGACAUACUAACUAAAUACUACACUACUAUACAACUACACUACUACAUACUACACUACUAUACACUACACUACGACAUACAUACACAACUACUAUACAUACUACACACUACAACUACACUACUACAUACUACACACUACAUACAACUACAUACAUACUACACUACUACAUACUACACACAUACACACUACAUACAUACUACACUACACAACUACACUACUACAUACUACAACGUACGACUACAACUACAUACUACACUACACAGACGACACUACUAUACCAUACACACUAUAGACAUACUACACUACUAACACACAUUACAUACUACACUACUACAUACUACACUACUAUGACAUACACUACUACGACAGUACUACACUACUAUACAUACUACAUACGACUACUACACACUACUACAUACUACACUACUACAGACAUACGACACACGACAGACACACGACACUAGACACGACGACAUACAGACAGACGACACACGACACAUAUACAUCGACACAUGAAGACUACAACUACAUAACACGACAGAUACGACGACAAAGACGAACGACUACAGAGACACGGACUACCUACAGACCACUACAGUACACACUAAACUACAACAGACACACAGAUACAUACACUACAUACUACCACACUACAGAAUAACUACAUACAGUAGACUACACUACACUACUAUACAUACUACACUACUAUACACACUACACUACUAUCCAUACUACACUACUACAUACACUCUUAGAAAAUGGGUUCCAGAAGGGUUCUGCGGCUGUCCCCAUAGGAUAAACCUUUUUGGUUCCAGGUAGAACUCCUUUGGGUUCCAUUUAGAAUCCUCUGUGGAAAGGGUUCUACAUGGAACCCAAAAGGGUUCUACCUGGAACCAAACGGGUUCUACAUGGAACCAAAAGAGGUUCUUGAAAGGGUUCUCCAAUGGGAACAGCCGAAUAACCCCUUUUGGUUCUAGAUAUCACCUUUUUUUCUAAGUGUGUACUACACUACUACAUACUACACUAAUAGUAAAUAGUAAUACUGCAGUAUUUUAUUAUACUAACCCAUUAUACUGACCCAACUGUCUGUUAAUGCCCUAGCUACAAUUUCAACAUUACAUUUUAGUCAUGUUCUAGUCAUUUAGUUAUUUUCGAUUUUUUUUAAAAUCAGAAUGAUUUACAAUACGUGCAUUUAAAUAAAAAGAAACAACCAUAUACAGUAGCUUGAUCUUCACAAUUAAAGCCUUCUUCAGAAAAGUGCUGGUAACAAUCACAGUGCUAGAAAAAUAAUAAUAAUUGUAUGUAUUGCAGGCUGUUGAAUGAGGCAACGGGUUCUCUCCUGGAUGAUGUUCAGCUGGUGAACACCCUGCAAACGUCUAAAGUGACGGCCACAGAGGUCUCAGAACAACUGGAGACCAGCGAACUGACUGAGAUCAAGAUCGACACGGCCAGAGAGGUGAGGAGGGAGGGAGGAAGGGAGGGAGGGUAGGGGAGAGGAGGUGAGGAGGGAGAGAGGGAGGAUAGGGGAGAGGGGGGUGAGGAGAGAGGGAGGGAGGGUAGGGGAGAGGGGGUGAGGAGGGAGGGAGGGAGGGAGGGAGGAUAGGGGAGAGGGGGGGUGAGGAGGGAGGGAAGGUAGGGGAGAGGGGGUGAGGAGGGAGGGAGGGAGGAUAGGGGAGAGGGGGUGAGGAGGGAGGGAGGGAGGGUAGGGGAGGGGGGGUGAGGAGUGAGGGAGGUGGUGAAGAGGUGAGAAGGGGUGGAGGGGGUGAGGAGGGAAAGAGGCGUUGAGGAGGUUGUAUAAAUGACUAUGUAGACAUAACAGAACAUUAUGUCUCUUUUAUAACAGGUAUAAUUGCUUUAUAAAUGCUACAUUAUCACCAUUCUAAGUUGAGUGUUACUGACCAAUGUCUUCAUGAAAGCCAUAUAUCCAUGUCCUCCCCUCUAGGCGUACCGUCCGUGUGCCCAGCGGGCCUCCAUCCUGUUCUUUGUAUUAAACGAUAUGGGCCGUAUCGACCCCAUGUACCAGUUCAGUUGGAUGCCUACAUAGACCUGUUCAACCUCAGCAUAGAGAAGAGUCAGCGCUCACACAAACUGGACGAGAGGAUCGCCAACCUCAACGACUACCACACAUACGCUGUCUACAGGUACAACAUAAUAUAAUAUAACCUCAACGACUACCACACAUCGCUGUCUACAGGUGACAACAUAAUAAUAAUUAUACCUCCAACGACUACCCACACAUACCGCUGGUCUACAGGUACAACAUAAUUCUAAUAUAACCUCAACGGACGUACCACCACAUACGCUUGUCUACAGGUUAACAAACAUAUAUAUAAUAUAACCUCAACGACUACCACACAUACGCUGUCUACAGGUACAACAUAAUAUAAUAUAACCUCAACGACUACCACACAUACGCUGUCUACAGGUACAACAUAAUAUAAUAUAACCUCAACGACUACCACACAUACGCUGUCUACAGGGACUAGAAUAAUGAUAGGAAUGAUGAUGAAUUUUGGUAUAAUGUAUAUACAGUUGAAGUCGGAAGUUUACAUACACCUUAGCCAAAUACAUUUAAACUCAGUUUUUCACAAUUCCUGACAUUUAAUCCUAGUAAAAAUUCCCUGUCUUAGGUCAGUUAGGAUCACCACUUUAUUUUAAGUAGAGAGAAUGAUUUAUUUCAGCUUUUAUUUCUUUCAUCACAUUCCCAGUGGGUCAGAAGUUUGCAUACACUCAAUUAGUAUUUAGUAGCAUUGCCUUGAAAUUGUUUACCUUGGGUCAAACGUUUCGGGUAGCCUUCCACAAGCUUCCCACAAUAAGUUGGGUGAAUUUUGGCCCAUUCCUCCUGACAGAGCUGGUGUAACUGAGUCAGGUUUGUAGGCCUCCUUGCUCGCACACGCUUUUUCAGUUCUGCCCACACAUUUUCUAUAGGAUUGAGGUCAGGGCUUUGUGAUGGCCACUCCAAUACCUUGACUUUGUUGUCCUUAAGCCAUUUUGCCACAACUUUGGAAGUAUGCUUGGGGUCAUUGUCCAUUUGGAAGAGCCAUUUGCGACCACGCUUUAACUUCCUGACUGAUGUCUUGAGAUGUUGCUUCAAUAUAUCCACAUAAUUUUCCUUCCUCAUGAUGCCAUCUAUUUUGUGAAGUGUACCAAUCCCUCCUACAACAAAGCACCCCCACAGCAUGAUGCUGCCACCCCCGUGCUUCACAGUUGGGAUGGUGUUCUUCGGCUUGCAAGCAUCCCCCCUUUUUCCUCCAAACAUAACAAUGGUCAUUAUGGCCAAACAGUUCUAUUUUUGUUUCAUCAGACCAGAGGACAUUUCUCCAAAAAGUACGAUCUUUGUCCCCAUGUGCAGUUGCAAACCGUAGUCUGGCUUUUUUAUGGCGGCUUUGGAGCAGAGGCUUCUUCCUUGCUGAGCGGCCUUUCAGGUUAUGUCGAUAUAGAACUCGUUUUACUGUGGAUAUAGAUACUUUUGUACCUGUUUCCUCCAGCAUCUUCACAAGGUCCUUUGCUGUUGUUCUGGGAUUGAUUUUGCACUUUUCGCACCAAAGUACGUUCAUCUCUAGGAGACAGAACGCGUCUCCUUCCUGAGCGGUAUGACAGCUGCGUGGUCCCAUGGUGUUUAUACUUGCAUACUAUUGUUUGUCAAGAUGAACGUGGUACCUUCAGGCGUUUGGAAAUUGGAUGAACCAGACUUGUGGAGGUCUACAAUUUUUUUCCUGAGGUCUUGGCUGAUUUCUUUAGAUUUUUCCAUGAUGUCAAGCAAAGAGGCACUGAGUUUGAAGGUAGGGCUUGAAAUACAUCCACAGGUACACCUCCAAUCUACUCAAAUUAUGUCAAUUAGCCUAUCAGAAGCUUCUAAAGCCAUGACAUCAUUUUCUGGAAUUUUCUAAGCUGUUUAAAGGCACAGUCAACUUAGUGUAUGUAAACUUCUGACCCACUGGAAUUGAGAUACAGUGAAUUAUAAGUGAAAUAAUCUGUCUGUAAGCAAUUGUUACUUGUGUCAUGCACAAAGUAGAUGUCCUAACCGACUUGCCAAAACUAUAGUUUGUUAACAAGACAUUUGUGGAGUGGUUGAAAAACAAGUUUUAAUGACUCCAACCUAAGUGUAUGUAAACUUCCGACUUCAACUGUAUAUAUAAAUGUGAAGUGAUUAACAAAAUAAUACACAGACAAAGCUGCAACACAGAACACACAUUAGAUACUAAAUACAGAUUACCAUAGAGGUACAAUACAGUCCUGUACUGUUUAAUUCUGUGGAGAUAACCUCUUCUUCCAGUGUCUUCAAGUGUGUGUACAACCAAGUUUGAUCAAGACUGUCCCUGUCUUCUCCAGGUACACGUGUCGUGGUCUGUUUGAGGUCCACAAGCUGCUCUUCAGUUUCCAGAUUUGUGCUAAGAUCCUGGAGGUGGCUGGUAAACUCAACAUGGACGAAUACAGCUUCUUCCUCAGGGGAGGACUGGUGAGACACACACACACAGAACAGACUGAAUGUGCCAUUCAAUUGAUCACAAUUGUAUUAGUCCUCUAAGGAUUAAUGAGGAAGGUAUUGUCAAGCACACAGUUAGUCAAUAAAUCUUCCUCAAGCAGCAGACUGAGACAUGUUACAAGAGCUAGUACUGAAUGGGCAGUUAUAUAGGUGCCAUAAUGCGAAAAUGUACAAUAAACUAGAAAACACAUCCAUUAAAAUGUCUCUCUCUCUCUCGCCUCCCUCCCCCCUCUCUCUCUCCUCUAGGUUCUAGAUAAGGAGAGUCAGAUGGAGAACCCGUGUUCUAGCUGGCUGGCUGAGUCUAACUGGGACAAUGUGACAGAGCUGGACAAGCUGGCUAACUUCCACGGCCUCAUGGCCUCCUUCGAACAGUACCCCCGAGACUGGAACCUUUGGUACACGAGUGCCGGGCCUGAGACCGCACAGCUACCUGGUGAGAGGGGUAGGGUUGGGAGUGUGUGUGUGUGACUACACAGUAUGUCAUGCCUGCAUAUCAGUUAAUGUGUGUGUCUCUAUGAAUGAAUCCAUCUUGUUUUCUUAUGUGCAACAGUUGGAUACCAUUUGUAUGUGUAGUAAAAUAUAGUUUAUAUAGUUUUAAUUUGUCAUUGUUAGAUUGAUGAUGAAUAUCAUUCUACUCCUCUCUUGUCUCUCUCUCUCGCUCGCUCUCUCUCAAUUCAGUGGGCUUUAUUGGCAUGGGAAACAUGUUGUGAUGCGUGAUUUGAAGGAGUCAGGCGCAGGAGGGUAAAUCACAGUAUACAGAGUUUAUUCCGUAAUCCAGCGUAACCAGUCCAGUGCGCAAAACAGGCGCACUGGAACAAACAUGCACACAGGGAAAAUACCCCGGCAAUACAAAAUACUGAGCUCAACCGAGCUACUAAUCCUCACAAUGAACAAUCACCCACAAGGACAAGGGGGGCAGAGGGAACACUUAAACACGUACUAAUGAUGGGAAUAUGAACCAGGUGUGUGUAAUUGACAAGACAAGACAAAUGGAAUGAUGAGAUAUGGAGCGGCAGUGGCUAGAAGGCCGGUAUCCGAGGAAGGAGACGGACUGCUGGAAAAACAGACACUUUUCUGCCUUGGCAUAAAAGUCGUUUUCCAACAGUCGGGCCAGCACUUUGCGAACCAGGGACACAUGCUCGGCGCGCAUAGUGGAAUACACCAGAAUGUCAUCGAUGUAGACCACUACACCGCGACCAAGCAUGUCCCGAAACACCUCGUUCACAAAGGACUGGAAGACGGAUGGAGCAUUCAUCAAACCGUAGGGCAUCACCAGGUAUUCAUAAUGCACCGUGGUUGUGAUGAAUGCUGUCUUCCACUCAUUCCCCUCUCGGACACGCACCAGGUUGUACGCACUCCAGAGAUCUAAUUUGGUGAUUAGCGCGCCCCAUGCAUUGACUCGAUCACUGAAGGAAUGAGGGGGAGAGGAUAACUAAACUCGUAUCGUCUCCUUGUUCAGUGAUCGAUAAUCAAUGCAAGGGCGCAGACCGCCAUCUUUCUUCUUCACAAAAAAUAAACUUGAGGAGGCGGGUGAAGUGGAGGGACAUAUAAACCCCUGGCACAGGGACUCGAUGACGUAUGUUUCCAUAGCCUCCAUUUCAGCCUGUGACAGGGGAUACACAUGACUCCUGGGAGGCAAAGCGUCUACCCGGAGGUUUAUCGCGCAAUCCCCCGCCCGAUUAGGUGGUAACUUGGUCGCCUGCAUUUUGAAAAAAACGCAUGCGCCAAAUCGAGGUAUUCGGGGGGGAAUGCGCACGGUGGAGGUACUGUCUGGACUUUCCACCGUGGUUGCACCAACGGAAACACCAAGACACCUACCCUCACAAUCUCGCGACCACCCCGUGAGAACCCUCUGCGGCCAUGAGAAGGUGGGGUUGUGGAGUGCUAGCCAAGGGAUACCUAGUACCACAGGGAAAGCAGGAGACUCAAUGAUAAAAAACGUGACUUGCUCGCAAUGAGUCUCGUGGGUAACCAUGGUGAUUGGUGUGGUAACUUCCCUAACAAACCCGGACCCUAAUGGUUGACUGUCAAGUGCUCUGAUGGGGAGUGGAAUGGAUAGGGGAACCAAUUAAAUGCCUAGACUGUGUGAGAAUGCCCUGUCCAUAAAAUUCCUAGCUGCGCCUGAAUCGACUAGCGCCUUACACUGGGGAACUACAAUGUGAUCAGGAAAGUGGAUGGGUAGGGUACAGUGCGCAGCAGAGGGCUCUGAACAAGUGUGGGUGUUCGAUACCUGGGGUGAUGCGAGAGUGCCCUGCCUGCCGCCUCCAGACUCAAAAGAACGCUGACGGCAUCAUGCGGUGUAAUGUCCCUUCGUGCCACCAGAGUGACACUGGCGCUGUCGUCCUCCGCUCUCUCGGAUCGCGGCUCCACCCAGCUCCAUCAGCUCGUGAUCCGAGUCGGCCAGGGUUGGAACGGGCAGACCCCCUCCAGGACGUCCUCUGGCCGCCAGCAGGUUGUCCAAACGGAUGGCCAUGUUCACCAGUUGCGUGAAGGACAACAUGGUGUCCCAGCAGGCUAGCUCCCUUCGGAUGUCCUCCCGCAGAUGGCACCGGAAGUGGUCGAUAAGGGCCCGCUCGUUCCACCCGGACCCAGCUGCUAGAGUCUGAAACUCCAAGGCGAAGUCCUGCGCAGUCAUCGUCCCCUGCCUCAGGUGGACCAGCCGCUCGCCCGCCUCUCGACCUUCGGGCGGGUGAUCGAAGACAGCCCGAAAGAGGCGAGCGAACUCCCCGUAGUUGUCCAACGCGGCUCCUCCUUCGUUCCAGACCGCGUUGGCCCACUCCAGGGCUUUCCCCAAGAGGCAGGAGACGAGGGCGGACACCUUCUCCCGCUCCGAUGGGACUGGCCUGAUGCUGGAGAAGUAGAGCUCCAGUUUGAGGAGGAAUCCCUGGCAGAGAGCAGCUGUCCCGUCGAACUCCUGUGGUCAGGAUAUAUGGAUCCCUCUGGGUGCUGGGGUGUGGGUUGCUGGAUCCGGUUGCCCAACUGGUCUCGACAGAUCGGGUCCUCUCCUCUCCAGGUGUUGGACGACCUGGAGAACCCGAUCCAUCGCUUCUCACAAGCUGGCUAGCAUUGUUGAAUGCUCCUGGACCCGUGCCACGUCUCCAGGCAUGUGCUCCUCUCCUGCUGACUCCAUUUCGGGUGGGUGAUUCUGUGAUGUGUGAUUUGAAGGAGUCAGGCGCAGGAGGGUAAAUCACAGUAUACAGAGUUUAUUACGUAAUCCAAAAUACUGAGCUCAACCGAGCUACUAAUCCUCACAAUGAACAAUCACCCACAAGGACAAGGGGGGCAGAGGGAACACUUAUACAUGUACUAAUGAGGGGAUAUGAACCAGGUGUGUGUAAUUGACAAGACAAGACAAAUGGAAUGAUAAGAUAUGGAGCGGCAGUGGCUAGAAGGCCGGUGACGUUGAACACCGAAGCCUGCCCGAACAAGGAGGGGAGGCAGCUUCGGAGGAAGUCGUGACACAUGUUUACAUUGCCAAAGCAAGUGAAAUAGAUAAUUUAAAAAAAGUGAAAUAAACAAUACAAAAUUAACAGUAAACAUUACACUCACAAAAGUUCCAACGGAAUAGAGACAUUUAAAAUGUAAUAUUAUGGCUAUAUACAGUGUUGUAACGAUGUGCAAAUAGGGAAAAUAAAUAAACCUAAUAUGGGUUGUAUUUACAAUGUUGUUUGUUCUUCACUGGUUGCCCUUUUCUUGUGGCAACAGGUCACAUACCUUGCUGCUGUGAUUGCACACUGUGGUAUUUCACCUAACAUAUAUGGGAGUUUAUCAAAAUCAAUUUGUUUUCGAAUUCUUUGUGGGUCUGUGUAAUCUGAGGGAAAUAUGGUCAUACAGUUGUCAGGAGGUUAGGAAUUGCAGCUCAGUUUCCACCUCAUUUUGUGCACAUAGACUGUAUUUUCUUAAGAGCCAGGUCUACCUACAGCGGCCUCUCUCAAUAGCAAGGCUAUAUUCACUGAGUCUCUCUCUCUCUCUCUCCAUACUGAAGGACUAUUCAUGCCUGUCACGUAGCAGUGUGUGGCUCUGUCACUAUCACUGCUUUAUUUCAUUACGUUAAUUAGAUCACACAAAGUUCAGCUCAAUAUUAAUAUAAUUACAUGAUGGAAUUUGCUGCCAUAGUUUAUCCUCCCGGCUUGCCGUUAAAAUCUAUUCUUUAUCUAAAACCCAUUUGCCAUUCAUGCCAUUAUGAUUCAUUGUUGUUUAGUUGGAAAGUUUAGUUAUCACUGGCGUUACUGAAAACACCCAACCAACGCUUUGCCUCUUUCUCCCCUUGUCGCCUUCACCUUCCAUCCUUCUUCUCUAACCUCGCUGUCUUUCUGUCUCCUCCCCCAUCCCUCUUUCCCUCCCCAUCCCUCUCUCUAUCCCUACCUCUCUCUCUUCUCCCUCCCUGCCUCUCUUUUUCCACCCCCCCCCCUACACCAGGUGAGUGGGAGAAUGGUUGUAAUGAGCUCCAGAGGAUGUUGAUCGUGCGCUCGCUGCGUCAGGACCGCGUCGCCUUCUGCGUCGCCUCCUUCAUUAUCAACAACCUGGGAUCACGCUUCGUAGAGCCGCCCGUACUCGACAUGAAGGCUGUGAGUGUGUGCCGGUGUGCUUAUUUGUGUGCACGCGCAUGUGACAAGACUGUGAGUGGCACUCGGAGGAGACUAUUUGAUCCCCCCUCCUGCUCUCUGUGUCACACUGUCUCACUUCCACGCUGACACAUUCAUCCUCAAUGACGGCUGAGGCAACUGGCACAAGAUGGCUGCCAGCCAGAGCCAAGAUGGAUCCCCAGUGUUGUGGAGGUGGUCAAUUUUGAGAUGGAUCAUUCUUCUCUUCUGGAGUUAUUCCUGACCACUUGACCUGAACAGGAGAAACAAUCCUCUGUGUAUUGAUGUAUUGAUGUGAAAGCACUUGGUAAACACGUUUCACAUUUGUCACAAACCCAUUGGGGGAUGACACGUGCAUCCUACUGCCAUCAACUGUGACCAUUAACAAGAACUGUACUAAUACAAUACUAAUUUCUCUCUUGGUCCUCCUGUGAUCUCUUCCCCUGUGUUGAUGCUUCCCCCAGGUGGUGGAGGACUCGACCACUAAGACUCCCCUGAUAUUCGUGUUGUCUCCGGGGGUGGACCCUACAGGAGCCCUGCUACAGCUGGCUGAGACCUCAGGGAUGAGCAGGAAAUUCCAUGCCCUCUCCCUGGGCCAGGGUCAAGCCCCCAUCGCCACACGCAUGAUCAAAGAGGGAGUCAAGAACGGUAUGAAUCAGUCUCUUCUCUUGUCUCUCGCUCGCUCGCUCUCUCUCUCUCUCUCUCUCUCUCUCUCUCUUCUCUCCUGUUCUCUGCAUCUGUGUCUGACCCAGUCCACCUCUUUUCUUAUUCCCAUUGAUAGUUACUUCACUAAGUAUUCAUAGGAAUCCUCUUUCUUUCUCUCUCAAUCUAUAUAUCCUCUCUCUCCCCCAUGCCCUGUUUGUGUUCUGCAGUAUCAUUUGUUAUGUUCUAUCUGGCUGUCACUUUCUGUAGCUUUUUGUUAUUUCAGCCACACCUCUCUAUACUCUACCAAAUGUCAUCGCCAUACAUCAGAUUGUACUCGCAAUACAUCAGUACUGUUGUUUUUGGAAAAGUCGAUUUUUAAUAUCUCUUCUCCUCCACUCUUUCCUCUAUUCCCCCCCCCCUCCCCUCCAGGUCAUUGGGUGUUCCUGGCUAACUGCCACCUGUGUCUGUCCUGGAUGCCCCAGCUGGAUAAGUUAGUGGAACAGCUGCAGGUGGAGGAGCCCCAUCCUGACUUCAGACUGUGGCUCAGCUCUUCUCCUCACCCUGACUUCCCCAUCGCUAUCCUACAGGCCGGCAUCAAGAUGACCACCGAACCGCCUUGGGUAGAGAGGAUAGACACUACUGUACUCACACAUACACACAUACACACACACAUACACACACACAUACACACACACAUACACACACACAUACACACACACACACACACAGGCAGACACACACACACAUACACACACACACACACAUACAGGCAGACACACACAUACAGGCAGACACACACAUACAGGCAGACACACACACACACAUACACAUACACAUACAGGCAGACACACACAUACAGGCAGACACACACAUGCAGGCACACACUUUGAGAGAACACAUCUAGAUACACACACAUUUUCAGAAUGAUCUACCCUCUUUUGCCACUCAAUUCUCUCUCCCCCUCCAUCCCUCCCUCCCUCCCUCCUUCACUCUCUCUCUUCCUCAGGGUGUAAAGUCCAAUAUGAAACGCCUGUACCAGCUGGUGACAGAGAGUCAGUUCACACGCUGUGCCCGGCCUGUGUUCUACAGGAAGCUGCUCUUCGCCCUCUGUUUCUUCCACAGCAUCCUCCUGGAGAGGAAGAAGUUCCUACAGCUGGGCUGGAACAUCAUCUACGGCUUCAACGACUCUGACUUCGAGGUAACACACACACACAUGGGUUCCAGCCGUAGUCUUAAACAUUCCACAACUUGGAUCUUUCUACUUGGUAAAAAUAGUCAUUUAGGAGAAGGGAAUGUCAGGUAUUUCUGAGUCUGAUAUGGAUUGUGAAGAUUUAAUGUUGAAGAAUGCUUGGAAAACGGUGAAAUAACUUUCCCUUAUAGGACAAUGAAGACUAGACUGUACUUUGGGUGGAAUCCUAACAAAAUGCUGACCACACUACAUCCUAUUGUGUUAGACCAAGCGUAGUGAAUAAAUCACCCAUUAGGGGUGCUAACAGAAGCUGUGUCCUCAUCCCCCCUCCUCUAGGUUAGUGAGAGUCUGAUGAGUCUGUAUUUAGAUGAGUACGAGGAGAUCCCCUGGGACGCCCUCAAGUACCUGAUCGCCGGGGUCAACUACGGAGGUCACGUGACUGACGACUUUGACAGACGCCUGCUCACCACCUACAUCAAUGACUACUUCUGUGAGGCCACCGUCACAACGUCAUUCUUCAAGUGAGCAUGACACACACAUACAGACACACACAUACAGCAACACACACACAACAACUCUGUCUCUUUCAUUCUGUCUCUCCUUCCCAAGCACACAUAAGGAUCUAGUCAUGUCAGAGCGUACUGCGGCUGCUGUCUGGUUACAGGUACUCAUAAAGACUGAAGACCGUGAGCACCACCAUGUGGCCAGCAUUGAUAUUACAGUCACCCUGUUGCUGCUUACGCCUACCCAGUACUUUCUAAGGGUCAAUUUGGGAUUGGACAACAAUGCUCUACUCAAAUACUUUCCUCUCCUCUAGACUCUCCUCUCUCCCUACCUACUAUAUCCCCCGGGACGGGCCCCAGUCCUCCUACAGGGAGUACAUUAGCCACCUCCCAGCCACGGAGCACCCCGAGGUGUUCGGCCAGCACCCGAACGCCGACAUCGCCUCCCAGAUCGCUGAGACCAGGACCCUGUUUGACACCCUGCUCUCCCUGCAGCCCCAGGUCACUAGUGGAGCUACCGCCGGAGCAGGGGCCGGGCCCAGCAGAGAGAAUAAGGUGAGUGAGAGGGGUGGGGGAGUUUUACAGUUGGAGGCUGUGUCAUGUGUAUUUGUGUAGCUCUGUAUUUUUCUGCAUAUUUACUAUCAGUGUAACAAUUUCAGUCUCUCCCCUCUCGCUCCAGGUAUCGGAGUUGGCCGCCGACGUGCUUCAGAAGAUCCCUGGCCUUAUAGACUAUGAAGGGACCAGAGCCCUGCUGGCUGACGACCCCUCACCUCUCAACGUGGUCCUACUGCAGGAGAUCCAGAGAUACAAUGCCCUGCUACACACCAUCAGGUAGGACAGAGAGAAGAGAGGGAGUUGAUGUAGGUAGGUGGUUUGUGCAGGGGCGUAUAGCUGUAAAUGUGUGUGUAAAAAAUGAAUACUGGAUGGAUAGUUUAACGGCGUGUGUGUGUGUGUCCAGGUCGUCUCUGAUAGAGCUGGAGAAGGGGAUCAAGGGUCUAGUGGUGAUGUCUAGCAGCCUGGAGGAAACAUUCCACUGCAUCUUCGACGCCCGCGUCCCCCCACUUUGGGUGAAGGUAGGACACACACACACAUACAUAUACACACACACAGAGACACAUCCAGACACUCACACAUGCACUCAUAGAUUGUUACAGGUCAUAGACACACACAAAAACACACAUUUACCAUUUAUCUCAAGGCAUUCCAUUCUGCUGUGUUUAGAGAUGUAGGAUUUAUUUUCUAUCCCGUGAGGAUGCCAUUGCUCUGUGGAUUCGUUUUGUAUUCUUUACAGUACUUGAGUCGCAAACCAUUGUAUGUUUGCUCUUUUAAGGGUGGGAGUGUUAUGCAAAUUAGAAUAGUGAAAAGGAACAGUGAGAACAAAAUACACAGACAACCAAUCCUACCGUCAAACACAAAACGUAUUUUUUUUUAAACACACGGUAAACGGUUUAGGGAAAGGGGCUGAGCUGGACCCAAGGAAUGAAAUAAUAAAUUCAAAAACCCCUAAACUGAUCCUGCCUGCCUCAAGAACCGCUUAGCUUGCUACCAACUAUACAAAAAUACAGUGGGUGGUCCGCUCAGGUCUAACUAGUGUUUUUAGACAAAGUUUUCCUACGGGUAAUGGCGACUUGCUAAAAAUCCCCUUUUCCUAAGCACAAACAAACAACAUGGGUAAAAUAGGGACUAAACAGCAAACGAGUGACUAGACAAUAGCAAACAAGACACCCCAGUAAUACAUACUCACAUGGAACAGGACAGAGUGAGAUGUAUGGGCUAUGACUAUGUGGUGUAUGAAGGAACAAAGGUAGUCUGUCUAUCAAAAAGGUCUGUGACAAGAAGUAGGUGUCUGUGUAGCCUAAUGUGUGAGAAAGCUAAAAAAAAGAGUAUUGGUGAGAAACACAACUGACUGGGUUUUUAAACCAGGGGAUGUGUGAUGUGAUUGGGUAAUGAAAACCAGAAACAGAAACAGGUGGUGCAAUCACUAGUAUCUGCCCUUGUGCUAUCGUGACUUCAACAUCUACACAUCAUUCAUGUAUCCAGACACCAUUCUAUUAUGUGAGCACAGCGAUAUCAACAAAUCUGUACAUUAAGUUCAUGUUCAGAAAACCACUUUUAGAGAAUGGCGCCGGAGGGAAUGGCGGCUGUUUUACGGGCUCUUGACCAAUUGUGCUAUUUUGUGUAUUUCUUUCCACUGAUCUUAACUUAUUUUCUACAAAAUGUUUCCGCCAUCGUUUCCUAUGACCGAAAAGAGCUUCUGGACAUCAGAACAGCCAUCACUAACCUCGAUUUGGACGAGGACUUCUACUUCAAUGAGUUGGAGGCGAAAGACAUAUUGAUUAACCCCGGACCAGGCCCUAAUCCCUGACACUCGAAGAAGGUAAAGACGGCACUGUAGAGGCCGGCGCUCGGGCACCCUAAUGAGACUACAGCGGUAAAUGAAUGAAUCACCUCUACCCUCUGUUCUAUUGGCGAAUGAGCAAUUGCUGGAGAAUAAACUGGAUGAGCUCUGUUCGGGACAUUAAGAACUGUAAUAUACUAUGCUUCUCGGAGUCAUGGCUGAACAAGGACAGGAAUAAUAUACACUACCGGUCAAAAGUUUUAGAACACCUACUCAUUCAAGGGUUUUUCUUUAUUUUUACUAUUUUCUACAUUGUAGAAUAAUAGUGAAGACAUCAAAACUAUGAAAUAACACACAUGGAAUCAUGUAGGAACCAAAAAAGUGUUAAACAAAUCAAAAUAUAUUUUAGAUUUUAGAUUUUAGAUUCUUCAAAUUAGCCACCCUUUGCCUUGAUGACAGCUUUGCACACUCUUGGCAUUCUCUCAAAAACUCAAACAAGAAGUACCAGUGACGCACUCAAUACAGAAAUGGUCCGAUGAAGCGGAUGCUAAGCUACAGGACUCUUUCUCUAGCACAGACUGGAAUAUGUUCCGGAAUUCAUCUGAUGGCAUUGAGGAGUUUACCACAUCUGUCACCGGCUUCAUUAAUAAGUGCAUUGACGACGUUGUCCCCACAGUGACCAUACAUACAUACAUAUCCCAACCAGAAGCCAUGGAUUACUGGCAACAUCCGCACUGAGCUAAAGGCUAGAGCUGCCACUUCAAGGAGCAGGACACUAAUCCUGCUAUGCCCUCCAACGAACCAUCAAACAGGCAAACCGUCAAUACAGGACUAAGAUCAAAUCCUACUACACCUGCUCUGACACUCGUCAGAUGUGGCAGGGCUUGCAAACUAUCACGGAUUACAAAGGGAAAUCCAGUCGAGAGCUGCCCAGUGACGCGAGUCUAUCAGACGAGCUAAAUACAUUUACAUUUUAGUCAUUUAGCAGACGCUCUUAUCCAGAGCGACUUACAGUUAGUGAGUGCAUACAUUUUUCAUACUGUAAAUGCCUUCUAUGGUUGCUUCGAGGCCAGCAACAUUGAACCAUGCUCUCCCGGACGACUGUAUGAUCACGCUGUCCGUAGCCGAUGUGAGUAAGACCUUUAAACUUGUUAACAUUCACAAGGCUGCAGGGCCAGACCAGGAUGCGUACUCAGAGCAUGCGCUGACCAGCUGGCAAGUGUCUUCACUGACAUUUUCAACCUCUCUCUGACCCAGUCUGUAAUACCUACAUGUUUCAAGCAGACCACUAUAGUCCCUGUGCCUAAGAAAGCCAAGGUAACCUGUCUAAAUGACUACCGCCCCGUAUCACUCACAUCUGUAGACAUGAAAUGCUUUAAAAGGCUGUUAAUGGCUCACAUCAACACCAUCAUCCCAGAAACCCCGGACCCACUCCAAUUUGCAUACUCCCCCAACAGAUCCACAGAUGACGCAAUCUCUAUUGCACUCCACACUGCCUUUUCCCACCUGGACAAAAGGAACACCUACGUGAGAAUGCUGUUCAUUGACUACAGCGCAGCGUUCAACACCAAAGUGCCUAAUCACUAAGCUAAGGACCCUGGGACUGAACACCUCCCUCUGCAACUGGAUCCUGGGCUUCCUGACGGGCCGCCACCGGGUGGUGAGGGUAGGCAACAACAUAUCCACCAUGCUGACCCUCAACACGGGGGCCCCUCAGGGGUGCGUGCUAAGUCCUCUCCUGUACUCCCUGUUCACCCACGACUGCGUGGACGCGCACAACUCUAACACCAUUAUUACCUUUUACGACGACACAACGGUGGUAGUCCUGAUCACGGACGACGAUGAGACAGCCUAUAGGGAGGAGGUCAGAGACCUGGCAGUUUGGUGCAACAACCUCUCCCUCAAUGUGGGCAAGACAAAGGAGCUUAUCGUGGACUACAGAAAACGAAGAGCCGAGCACGCCACCAUUCACAUCGACGAGGCUGUAGUGGAGCGGGUCGAGAGCUUCAAGUUCCUCGGUGUCCACAUCACUAAGGACCUAUCAUGGUCCAAACAUACCAACACAGUCGGGAAAAGGGCACGAAAACACCUCUUCCCCCACAGGAGGCUGAAAAGAUUUCGCAUGGGCCCUCAGAUCCUCAGAAAGUUCUACAGCUGCACCAUUGAGAGCAUCUUGACUGGCUGCAUCACUGCUUGGUAUGGCAACUGCUCGGCAUUCGACCGCAAGGCGCUACAGAGGGUAGUGCGUACGGCCCAGUACAUCACUGGGGCCGAACUCCCUGCCAUCCCAGGAUCUCUAUACCAGGCGGUGUCAGAGGAAGGCCCUUUCCAAAUCAUGUCCAAUCAAUUAAAUUUACCACAGGUGGACUCUAAUCAAGUUGUAGAAACAUCUCAAGGAUGAUCAAUGGAAACAGGAUGCACCUGAGCUCAAUUUCGAGUCUCAUAGCAAAGUGUCUGAUUACUUACGUAAAUAAGUUAUUUCUGUUGUUUUUUUCUGUCAUUUGCAAACAUUUCUAAAAACCUAUUUUCGCCUUGCCAUUAUGGGGUAUUGUUUGUAGAUUGCUGAUUAAUUGUUUUUAUAAUCCAUUUUAGAAUAAGGCUGUAACAUAACAAAAUGUGGAAAUAGUCAAGUGGUCUGAAUACUUUCCGAAGGCACUGUAUGUCCUGAUUGCCUAGUCACUUUUACCCCUACACACUGUAUUACCUCAAUUACAGUGGGGAAAAAAAGUAUUUAGUCAGCCACCAAUUGUGCAAGUUCUCCCACUUAAAAAGAUGAGAGGGGCCUGUAAUUUUCAUCAUAGGUACACGUCAACUAUGACAGACAAAAUGAGAAAAGAUAAUCCAGAAAAUCACAAUGUAGGAUUUUUAAUGAAUUUAUUUGCAAAUUAUGGUGGAAAAUAAGUAUUUGGUCACCUACAAACAAGCAAGAUUUCUAGCUCUCACAGACCUGUAACUUCUUCUUUAAGAGGCUCCUCUGUCCUCCACUCGUUACCUGUAUUAAUGGCACCUGUUUGAACUUGUUAUCAGUAUAAAAGACACCUGUCCACAACCUCAAACAGUCACACUCCAAACUCCACUAUGGCCAAGACCAAAGAGCUGUCAAAGGAUACCAGAAACAAAAUUGUAGACCUGCACCAGGCUGGGAAGACUGAAUCUGCAAUAGGUAAGCAGCUUGGUUUGAAGAAAUCAACUGUGGGAGCAAUUAUUAGGAAAUGGAAGACAUACAAGACCACUGAUAAUCUCCCUCGAUCUGGGGCUCCACGCAAGAUCUCACCCCGUGGGGUCAAAAUGAUCACAAGAACGGUGAUCAAAAAUCCCAGAACCACACGGGGGACCUAGUGAAUGACCUGCAGAGAGCUGGGACCAAAGUAACAAAGCCUACCAUCAGUAACACACUACGCCGCCAGGGAGUCAAAUCCUGCAGUGACAGACGUGUCCCCCUGCUUAAGCCAGUACAUGUCCAGGCCCGUCUGAAGUUUGCUAGAGUGCAUUUGGAUGAUCCAGAAGAGGAUUGUGAGAAUGUCAUAUGGUCAGAUGAAACCAAAAUAUAACUUUUUGGUAAAAACUCAACUCGUCGUGUUUGGAGGACAAAGAAUGCUGAGUUGCAUCCAAAGAACACCAUACCUACUGUGAAGCAUGGGGGUGGAAGCAUCAUGCUUUGGGGCUGUUUUUCUGCAAAAGGACCAGGACGACUGAUCCGUGUAAAGGAAAGAAUGAAUGGGGCCAUGUAUCGUGAGAUUUUGAGUGAAAACCUCCUUCCAUCAGCAAGGGCAUUGAAGAUGAAACGUGGCUGGGUCUUUCAGCAUGACAAUGAUCCCAAACACACCGCCCGGGCAACGAAGGAGUGGCUUCGUAAGAAGCAUUUCAAGGUCCUGGUGUGGCCUAGCCAGUCUCCAGAUCUCAACCCCAUAGAAAAUCUUUGGAGGGAGUUGAAAGUCCGUGUUGCCCAGCGACAGCCCCAAAACAUCACUGCUCUAGAGGAGAUCUGCAUGGAGGAAUGGGCCAAAAUACCAGCAACAGUGUGUGAAAACCUUGUGAAGACUUACAGAAAACGUUUGACCUGUGUCACUGCCAACAAAAGGUAUAUAACAAAGUAUUGAGAAACUUUUGUUAUUGACCAAAUACUUAUUUUCCACCAUAAUUUGCAAAUAAAUUCAUUAAAAAUCCUACAUUGUGAUUUUCUGGAUUAUCUUUUCUCAUUUUGUCUGUCAUAGUUGACGUGUACCUAUGAUGAAAAUUACAGGCCCCUCUCAUCUUUUUAAGUGGGAGAACUUGCACAAUUGGUGGCUGACUAAAUCCUUUUUUCCCCCACUGUACCUCAACUACCUCGUACCCCUGCACAUUGACUCGGUACUGGUACUACUUUUAUAUAGCCUCGUUAUUGUUUUUAUUGUGUUACUAUUUCCUUUUUUAUUUAGCAAAUAUUUGUCUUAAUUUUUAACUCUGCACUGUUGGGAAUGGGCUCGUAAGUAAGCAUUUCACUGUAAAGUCUACACCUGUUGUAUUCGGGACAUGUGACCAAUACAAUUUGAUUUGACUUCAGAGGAACGUUCUGCUGAUAGAUACAGCGAGAGUGAAUUGAUGAUGUCAUAAACGUCAUACAUAUUCAGGCUUAUCCCUAACAACAAGACAACACACAGACACUAUCAAAGCAUUGCAGCAGCAAUGGUCCAUUCCCUUGAUGAAGAAAAAGGCAGACCAGCUGCAUUUAGAGCUCUGUCAGAGUGACCAUCAUUGAAAUGACGUGGAAACAACAUUGAUUCAACCAGUGUGUGCCCAGUGGGUAGGUCCAGUGUGAUCUAUAUAAAAACAUGGAGGCUGUCAGAAGCUGUCUCGGCCGUGUCAAAGUGAGCAAUCUGAUCUGUCUGGAAGACAUCAGUGUGUGCGCCUGGAGCACCAGAGGGGGGAAGAGACACACACACACUCACGCACGCAUGCAUGCGCACACACACAGAGAUACAAAUCUUCUAGGACAAGCGAGGCAGCCUGGCCAAAAUUAAAGCCAUGAGUCUUAGGGAACAGAACUAUAAUGACAGUCUGCCAUGCCUGCCAGGGGUGAAUGGAACAUGGACAGACAGACGGAAGGAUAGAGAGCAAGAGAAGGAGGGGGAUAGUGUUCUACAAGGGGUUGUUGUUCAUCCCUGGAGGGAGGGAGGGGGGGGAGGGAGGGGCAAACAAGGAAGAAGGGGAGAGAGAGCAAAGAGAGAGAGAGAGAGAGAGAGAGAGCAAACAAAGAGAGAGAGAGGCAAACAAGGGGAAGAAGAGAAAGAGAGAGAGAGAGACGAGAAGAGAGAGCAAGAGAAGAAUAGAGAGAAUAGAGAUAGAGAGGCAAACACGGAUGAGAGAACAAGAGAGAGAAGAGGAGAGAGAAAGAGAGAGGAGAGAGAGAGGCCAAAGAAUGAGAGAAAGAUAAGGGGAAGAGAGAGAGAAAGAGCGGGAGAAGAGAGAGAGAGAGUGAGAGAGCGAGAGAGAGCAGAGAGGCAAACAAGGAGAGAAGGGGAAGAAAUGGAGAGGAGAUAGAGAGAGAUAGAAGGCAAAAGAAGGAAGAGAAAGAGAAGGGGAGAGAGAGAGAGAAGAGAGAGAGAAAGAGGCAAAGAAGGAGAGAAAGAGAAGGGGAAGAGAGAGAGAGAGAAGAGAGAAAAGCGGCUUGACAGACGGGGGGAAAUAAUGAGAAAGGCAGAAGGAAGUAGAGGACUAGAUAUAGAGGGUAGAGUAAUGAGGUAGUAGAGUUGAGAGAGAGAGAGACAGAUAGAGAGAGAGAGAGACACAGCUGGAGCUGGAGCUGAAGCAUUAAUGGCCGUCCUGUCCUCCUCUUAUAAAGAGAGGGCCAGUAACAGGGUAGAGCAGGCCUCUCUCCAUCUCUCUCUUUCUCUGUCUCUUUCUCUCGCUUUCUCCCUCUCUCUUCUUUUCUCUAUCCCGCUCUCUCUUUCUCUCCCUCUCUCUCUCUCUCUCUCUCUCUCUCUCUCUCUCUGUCUCUGUCUCUCUCUGUCUCUCUCUGUCUGGCUGUACUGUAAUAGACUGUAAUAGUCAGCACUGGGCUGAUUAGGCUUUAGAAAGGGAACUGGAGCAGAGAGAGCAGGUUUACUCUACUUAUUACACUGCAAUUACCCCCCCCCCCCCCAGCGUUCCUCUCAGCCCCAGAUACGGGAAUUGUGGCUUUGUUUAGGCACCAAGGGUCCACCUGAUGACCCAGUGGACCAGACACACACACACACAAGGGCGCACCCACAUAAACAUAGACUGCCCUCAAUGACCCCGCUGAAGAGACACACGCACACUCCUCUUUUCAUCCACCCCAUCCCCCAACACACAGUACCAUCUUUGGCAGACUACAGCAGUCUCACUGACUACUAGAAGGAGUUGUACCGUGUUUUAAUGAAGAAUGGAACCUUAGGACAUAAUAACAGUAGGAUUGUGUUUCCAGUCCAGUGUGUAUGGGGGUCAGUCAGUAGAAAAUGAGUGUGGUUUUCCAAAUGGCACCCUAUUCCCUACCUAGUGGACUACAAAAGUAGUGCACUGUAUUGGGAAUAGAAUACCAUUUGGGAUGCAGUCUCUGUGCAGCCAGGCAGGAUGAUGGAUUAACACACCUUUAAUAACAGAACACUGACUCACUGAGUACAGGCCUAGAAGAACCUAACAGACGUCAGGUUCAUAUGAUGCUGCUGGCACGGUUACUAUAGCAGGCAGAUACUAAUGAUGUUGCUGUGUGUCUCUUGCCUCUUUCCGUGCCUGUCUGAAGUGUCUUGUCUCCUUCGUCCUCCUCAGGCCUACCCGUCUUUGAAGCCACUGGCAUCGUGGACCCGAGACCUGUGCCAGCGUGUGGAGCAGUUUGCCCGCUGGGCAGAGACGGCCCACCCCCCCACCCUGUUCUGGCUCUCUGGCUUCACCUUCCCCACUGGCUUCCUCACCGCUGUGUUACAGUCGUCCGCACGUCAGCACAACGUGAGGACACACACACAUAUAUUUAUACAGACACACACACACACACGUACACAGACACACAGCACUGACCCCUUACUCUGCACACUCACCAAACAAAACCACUGAGCACACUUUCAAACUGUGUUCACAGACUAACCUCAACCACAACCACUCUAUACCACACACACUCAUAGACCACUGCUGCUGCACAGGAAUGGGUCGUGUUUGGUUUCUAAUUAUGCCCACAUAAUAACUUUUCUAAGGAUAUAUAGUACCACUGUAGGGAUAAUAAAGAUUACUUGAACUUCAACCAUGCCAAGUUAACCUCAACAUCAACAGAUGAAGUGUCUGGUGUGACAGCAUUAAGAUACUGUCCUCUAAAGUCAAAUGUUCACUUAGUCAUGCGUUGAGGUCAAUGGGAGACUUAGUGAAAAUCUGACUAACACGUAUGCGUUACCCACAGGUGUCAGUGGACACUCUAUCCUGGGAGUUCAUCGUUGCUACAGUGGACGACAACAACCUCCUCUUCCCACCCAAGGUGAGACACCAGGUUUUCACUAUAAAUCAGUGACCUUUUCUCCAAAACUAUUUUCCCUAAAUGUGUCUAGUUUAGGGCCCUGAAUAUUCUUCCUGGUCAGACCACAUGGUCAGAAAAAAACCCAGGGCCCUAAUCUAUUGUAAGUCAUGUAACUCAUUUUCUCAUUCCUCCUCCCUCUUUCCUCCCCUCCUCCAUCCAUCCCCUCCUCAGGACGGGGUGUUUAUCCAGGGGCUGUAUCUGGAAGGGGCUGGCUGGGACAAGAAGAACUCCUGUCUGGUGGAGGCUAAGCCAAUGCAGCUGGUCUGCCCCAUCCCCACCAUCCACUUCAAACCUGUCGAGAACCGCAAGAAGAUAGCCAAGAGUAAGACAAGAAAAAUGUUUCCUCUCUUUCUCUCUCUCUCUCUCUCUCUCUCUCUCUCUCUCUCUCUCUCUCUCUCUCUCUCUCUCUGUCUGCCAAGUGACUGUGAUAUAAUGUCUGUGUCCUGUCUAUGUGUGUGUGUGUGUGUGUGUGUGUGUGUCUAGGUAUGUACUUGUGUCCGUGCUACUACUUCCCAGUGCGUUCUGGCGAUGGGGGCAGACCCUCCUUUGUGGUAGGGGUGGACCUCAAGUCUGGAGCUGUGCCUUUUGACCACUGGAUCAAGAGAGGAACCGCUCUGCUCAUGAGUCUAGAUAACUAA